Messenger RNA from Lathyrus oleraceus (garden pea), 1358 nucleotides. RefSeq lists its product as uncharacterized. The record is from RefSeq and is a predicted model, not a curated record. The coding region runs from base 76 to 1116 and encodes 346 amino acids. Lineage: Eukaryota; Viridiplantae; Streptophyta; Magnoliopsida; Fabales; Fabaceae. Gene Ontology annotation, molecular function: zinc ion binding; nucleic acid binding. The transcript is spliced from 2 exons.
UCCCCUGUACGGUAUAGGUGUUGUGUAACCCUAUCAGUACUCAUUGUUUUAGUUUGUUGGGUUUUCAGAAUAGAGAUGGCUGGAAGAGGUAGAGAUGAUGCUGCGAUUGCUGAGGCUCUGGGUAUGCUGGCUGGAGUACUUGGAGGGAAUCCAAAUGUUGUAGGAAUGGGAGCUGCUCGUCAACUGAGUGAGUUCCAGAAGAACAAUCCUCCAAUGUUCAAGGGAGCAUACGAUCCAGAUGGUGCUCAGAAGUGGUUGAAGGAGAUCGAGAGGAUCUUCAGAGUAACUGAGUGUGCUGAUAACCAGAAGGUCAGGUUCGGUACACAUAUGCUGUCAGAGGAAGCUGAUGAUUGGUGGGUUGCUACCCGCACUGAGUUGGAAUCUGCUGGGAAUACUGAGAUCACUUGGGCUGUGUUCAAGGAAAGGUUCCUGAGAAAGUAUUUUCCAGAAGAUGUCAGAGGAAAGAAAGAGAUAGAGUUUUUGGAAUUGAAGCAGGGUAACAGGUCGGUUACUGAGUAUGCUGCGAAGUUCACCGAGCUGUCAAAGUACUAUACUCCCUAUAAUGAGGCUGCUGGAGAAUUUUCGAAAUGUGUGAAGUUUGAGAACGGGUUGCGUCCUGAGAUCAAACAAGCUAUUGGAUAUCAGAGGAUCAGGGUGUUUUCUGACUUGGUUGACUGUUGCAGAAUUUUUGAACAGGAUUCCAAGGCUAGAGCAGAGAGCUAUCAGCAGAGGGUUGAUAGGAAGGGUAAGAAUCAGAUGGAUCGUGGAAAACCGUAUGCAGCUGGCAAAGGUUUUCAGAAGCAGAGUGGGAUGAAGAGGCCUGGUGGGGGGGACUCUAGUGCUCCUGCUAAGUGUUAUAGAUGUGGUCGGGCUGGACAUCGUGUUCAUGAGUGUACCAGUGCUGAGAUGAAGUGUUUCAAGUGUGGCAAAGGUGGUCAUUUGGCUGCAGAGUGCCGGCUGAAGACUGUAACUUGUUUCAACUGUGGAGAGUUGGGUCAUAUCAGUCCACAGUGUCCUAAGCCGAAGAAAGAGAAUCAGCCAGGAGGCAAGGUCUUUGCUUUAUCGGGUUCUGAGACUUCUGCAGAUGAUCGUUUGAUCCGAGGUAACGAGAAAUGAGUUGAAUAGAAGCUAACGCUUGGAGUCUAUAGUAGUGUCCUAUGGGUCAUGCUCUGGUAGAUGUAACAUCGGGAGGGAACCUUUUCAUUGUAUUGUUGGAAAUUGUUGAAUUAGUUUACAUGUAUGGUGUUACAUGUCUCAUGCUGAUGUUGAAUUCUAUUCCGCUGCGUAUUAUGCAACUGUUUUAUUUGAUAAAUAAAUGAGCAUGACAGGAUGUUUUGAUAAAUGUUGUGAAAUGAUUG